This is a messenger RNA of Neurospora tetrasperma FGSC 2508, 1239 nucleotides long. RefSeq lists its product as uncharacterized. The transcript is spliced from 2 exons. The record is from RefSeq and is a predicted model, not a curated record. Lineage: Eukaryota; Fungi; Ascomycota; Sordariomycetes; Sordariales; Sordariaceae. Bases 1 to 1134 code for a protein of 377 amino acids.
AUGGACCCGGUCUCUAUCGCCUCCGCUGCAUUCGCCCUCGCCGGGGGCAUCAUCAAAUGCUCGGUCUCGAUAGCCCAAUUCGUUCGCCAGGCCAAACACGCACGGAACGAUCUCGACAGGGUCACCACCGAGCUUGCAGUUCUGUCCGGCUUACUCACUCCGCUUACUGUGGCUCUAAAUCUGAUAGGAAGCCAGGCCAGGGGGCUUCUCCCCAGUGAGCAACUCGCGCAGAUCGAAGGUCCUAUCAAGGAAUGCGACUUGUUGGUAACUCGCAUCAACGAAUACAUAAGUCUUUUCAAGAACGAUGCCAUAUGGACAAGGGCAAAACGGGCCAUGUGCGGCAAGGGGCAUGUUGAGGACUGGUGCGAAAGUUUGGAAGUACACAAGCAAUCUCUCAACCUGAGCCUUCUCAUACUCUCUCUCUCCGAUACUCAGGAAAUCAGAAGAGACACUACCGAGAUCAGAGGAACAAUACAACGGAUGCACAAAACUGUUCGCGAAAUUCGAGAUCGAGUCGUCGUCCCACGACGAAGUAGGUCAGCGCCUCUAGCACGGCCUCCAAGAGAUGUCCAGCAAUGGGUGGAUAACAUCUCCACCUUAUGGCUUAGGUCACCUUCAGGGUAUGGUUCUGAAUACCGUUCCACAAUACCGACCCGAAUCCCGUCCUCAACGGCUAGUCGCUACUUCAGUCUCGCGGGGAGCGAAAAUGAAUCGUCUGCAUUGCGACGCCAACAACCUACUAGGCCAGGUGAGCUCGAGAAUCUCGAAGUUUUUCAGGCGCCAUCUCAGCCGCCUUAUCGGCCAUCUUCCGAGCUAUCGAGUAUCAAUUGGACGGAGAUCUAUAACUCGCCUACCAGCAGCCAAAAUGAAGCCCGGCUUCGGUCUGAAGUCAGCCAGGCGCCAUCUCAGCCGCGUUUCGAGCUACCAAGUUUUAACUGGACGGAGACAUAUAACUUGCCUGCUAGCAACCAAAAUGAGGCCCGGCUUCGGAAGUCAGGGACAAGUGGUACAUAUGUCCAGUGCUACGGUAGUUUGGCCUCAUCCUCGGCGCCAACAACUACCACAGCGCAGGCUUCGCCUACUACUCCAGUAUCAGACACGUUUCCCGUCUGCGAACUUCCCGCCUUUCAGUAAAACCCUAUCAUCUGCCUACCUCUAGGCUUCCCAACUGUACCCCCACCCCCACCCCCUUUUCCAUCAUCACCUAAUACCUCUACCUUCACUUGUUCUUUUCUCGCC